AUGUCUGACAUACAGCCUUACCGCAUUGCCAUUUCCGAUGCAGGCUUGUCAGACCUGAAGAGCCGCCUCUCUGGAGCUCGAUUGCCAGACGAGCUCGACGGAGCCGAGUGGGAUCUUGGCACGCCUCUGGCGGACGUCAAACGCCUGGCCCAACACUGGGCCGUGAACUUCGACUGGCGGCGCGCAGAGGCUCGGCUGAACGAGCUUCCGCACUUCACGACACCUAUCUCCGUCGAGGGUUUCGAAACGCUCAAUGUGCACUUCAUCCACCGGCGAAGUCCCCGCCCGGACGCCAUACCUCUCAUCUUCGUGCACGGAUGGCCCGGCAGCUUCUACGAGGGCACCAAGAUCGUCGAGCCGCUGGCCGAGGGAACCGGUGAGGGCGGAGCCCCCGCGUUCCACGUGGUGGUGCCCUCGCUGCCCAGCUUCGGCUUCUCAGAGGGGACCAAGAAGCGCGGUUUCUCCAUCGCCCAGCACGCCGAGGUUAUGAACAAGCUCAUGCUCAAGCUCGGAUACGAUCAGUACGUGACCCAGGGCGGCGACUGGGGCUGGGCCAUCACGCGCGCCAUGUCCUACUUCUAUCCGGCGCACGCGCGGGCGCAGCACGUCAACCUGGGUAUGGGAAGCCCGCCCUCGCUCCUGAGGCACCCGCUACUGGCCGUUGAGAGCAUGGUCAAGCCCUGGACGCAGCGCGAGAAGGAGGGUCUCGCCAGAAGCAAGUGGUUUCGGCAGGAGGGCCGUGGGUACAAUCAGGUCCAGAGCACCAGGCCCCAGACGAUCGGGUACGCUCUUGCAGAUAGCCCCGUCGCGCUGCUCAGUUGGAUAUAUGAGAAGCUGCACGACUGGACGGACUCGUACCCCUGGACGGAUGACGAGGUUUGUACCUGGAUGAGCAUCUACUGGUUCAGUACGGCUGGUCCCGCAGCUAGUGUGAGGCUUUAUUAUGAGAACAUGCAUGAAAACACGUCGGCGGCCGGAGGUAGCGCCAUUGGCGGAGGACAGAACUUGUGGAAUGAAAUGGCCAAGUAUCAAAAUGUCAAGAUGGGCUUGGGCCAUUUCCCAAAGGACGUGAUCGCCUUGCCCGCAGUAUGGAGUCGCCAGAUGGGGAACGUCGUGCAUGAAAAGCAACAUCCCAAGGGCGGGCACUUUCCGGCUUGGGAGAAUCCAGAAGCUAUCAUUGGUGAUUUGCGGGCAAUGUUUGGCGAGAAAGGAGGUGCGAGAGAUGUCUUGAAGACAAGUAAGCUCUAG
Molecule: messenger RNA, 1248 nt
Organism: Truncatella angustata
Lineage: Eukaryota; Fungi; Ascomycota; Sordariomycetes; Amphisphaeriales; Sporocadaceae
Product: microsomal epoxide hydrolase
Exons: 1
Coding region: 1-1248 (415 amino acids)
Biological process (GO): epoxide metabolic process
Molecular function (GO): epoxide hydrolase activity
Source: RefSeq, a predicted model, not a curated record